This is a messenger RNA of Castor canadensis (American beaver), 2234 nucleotides long. The record is from RefSeq and is a predicted model, not a curated record. Lineage: Eukaryota; Metazoa; Chordata; Mammalia; Rodentia; Castoridae.
CCCCGGGCCGCGCAUUCUCGGCGCCCGAAGCUGCCGCCCCCGCAAGCCUCCGCCGGGCUGGGACUCCGACGCGUGGUCGGUCCGUGUUUUAGGGAACUUCAGUCCACUUGUUCUACAAAGGAGUCUCCCCAGUCAGCCUGUUUUGGAGGGGAUCUCAGGUCUGCUGGCUCUGCUUACUGGCACCUCCACCUUCGUUGCCCCUUCCCUGGCUGGGAGGAAGAGACUGUGCAGAGAACCCUCAUAAGGUGCUUGAGUUGGCCCAAGUUUCCUGUCCUUCUGUGGUCUCUGGGGACGUGUCUCUGAGCGGUAGGUUCCUGCUAGCCUGUGACGUAGGGCCUCGGGAAUGCUGUGGGAUGAGAUUCACACAGGCUCUCCCUGAGGGGUCUGCUGGGGCUCCCUCCCCGUUGCCAGCAGGGGUGAGUUACCUGGUGGUUGGGGGUCCUCAGUGACACCCCCCCGACAUGUGCACCAGAGGCCCCACCUGGUUACAGGGGGUUGGGGCUGAGCUACUGUCCAGGAAGUGACUCAUUGGUUCCCAGGGAGGCUCCUCCUCCCAAGGCCCUCUUCCUAGGGCAGGUGGCUGGCUCAGCCCCAAUCCCAGGCUGUCAGAGCAUGGUUGAAUCUCCUUCUGCCCGUACUGGCUUCAGUCAGGGGCCUGGUGCUGCAGGCAAUCUGAAACCCCUGCCUGCCUCCCCAGCCCAGGAUGGGUGAGUUCAACGAGAAGAAGGCAACAUGUGGUACUGUCUGCCUCAAGUACCUGCUGUUCACCUUCAACUGCUGCUUCUGGCUGGCCGGCCUGGCUGUCAUGGCAGUGGGCAUCUGGACACUGGCCCUCAAAAGUGACUACAUCAGCCUGCUGGCCUCUAGCACCUACCUGGCCACAGCCUACAUCUUGGUGGUGGCUGGUGUUGUUGUCAUGGUGACUGGCGUCCUGGGCUGCUGUGCCACCUUCAAGGAGCGGCGGAACCUGCUGCGCCUGUACUUCAUCCUGCUCCUCCUCAUCUUUCUGCUGGAGAUCAUUGCUGGCAUCCUGGCCUAUGUUUACUACCAGCAGCUGAACACAGAGCUCAAGGAGAACCUGAAGGACACUAUGACCAAGAGGUACCACCAGCCAGGCCAUGAGGGUGUGACCAGCGCUGUGGACAAGCUACAGCAGGAGUUCCACUGCUGUGGCAGCAACAACUCCCAGGACUGGAGGGACAGUGAAUGGAUCCGCUCCAGGGAGGCAGAUGGCCGUGUGGUUCCAGACAGCUGCUGCAAGACUGUGGUGCCUGGCUGUGGACAGCGGGACCAUGCCUCCAACAUCUACAAGGUGGAGGGUGGCUGCAUCACCAAGCUAGAAACCUUCAUCCAGGAGCACCUGAGGGUCAUCGGGGCCGUGGGCAUCGGCAUCGCCUGUGUGCAGGUCUUCGGCAUGAUCUUCACAUGCUGCUUGUACAGGAGCCUCAAGCUGGAGCACUACUGACCAGUGGGGCCUGGCCUCACCACUUGCCUCCUGCCGCGUGUCCUACCCGACUACUGAGCUGAGACUGCUGUCAGGGCAAUGGCCAUCCUCGUGCUUGCGCCCUCCAUGCCAUCACCAUGACCCUUGGCCAUCCACCCUCCAGGGGGUAGUUGGCUUCAAGUGCCUUUCACCACACACCAAAGUUCUGAAACUGGGGUGGCCCCUGCCCCAGAAGAAGGGGCCAGUCAGUCUGUAUGGGGUUUGCUGGCAGGCUGGCCAGGCUGGUAGGGUGGCGGCUGGAUUGCCUCCUGUCCAGGUCACCUCCUUUGGGGUGGGUUGUGGGGUCAGUUCUUGUUGCCUGUUCAUUCUGGCUGACAAGUUUGAAAUAGGUUUGGACAGAACCUGGACACAUACCCUGCAUGGGGGUCAGGCGGGUGGGAGGGGCCUUGCUGGGUGGGGCAGGGCAGGUGCCCUUUGUGCCUAUCAUUGGGGUGACAUACACACCAGGCUUUCAUAGCUGCUUGGCCCCACCCCAACUAGAGGUAGCUGAGGGCACCCAACAGCUUGUGCCUCUGCCCUCUACCCACAGGCAUUGCCUGCUUCUAACAGCCACAGCCUUGGCUUAAUUUUUCCCAUCACUUUUAACACCAUCUCAAAUGCCCCAUGUUCACUUGUGCACUGUUACCCGUUAGAAUGUCCUGUGUAGGGCAGGGCUUUUUAUCCACUGUAUUCCAGAUGCCCUCAACUGCUCCUGCCUUGUAACAGGUGCUUAAUAAAUGUUUGUUGAACA